CGCUUCAGGGCGCAGGCGCGGGGAGGGGGUGGGGGAGGAGGGAGAGCGGCGAGUAAGAUGGAAGAUGAGGAGGUCGCUGAGAGCUGGGAGGAGGCGGCAGACAGCGGGGAAAUAGACAGACGGUUGGAAAAAAAACUGAAGAUCACACAAAAGGAGAGCAGGAAAUCCAAAUCUCCUCCCAAAGUGCCCAUUGUGAUUCAGGACGAUAGCCUUCCCACGGGGCCCCCUCCACAGAUCCGCAUCCUCAAGAGGCCCACCAGCAACGGUGUGGUCAGCAGCCCCAACUCCACCAGCAGGCCAGCCCUUCCUGUCAAGUCCCUAGCACAGCGGGAGGCAGAGUACGCCGAGGCCCGGAAGCGGAUCCUGGGCAGUGCCAGCCCCGAGGAGGAACAGGAAAAACCCAUCCUCGACAGGCCAACCAGGAUCUCCCAACCCGAGGACAGCAGGCAGCCCAAUAAUGUGAUCAGACAGCCUUUGGGUCCAGAUGGGUCACAAGGCUUCAAACAACGCAGAUAAAUGCGUGCAGGAAAGGAUGCUGCCGCUGCCGCCGUCACCGCCUCUUGGGUCGUCCGCCACGGGUCGCACUGCCGUGGCAGACAGCUGGACUUGAGCAGAGGGAACGACCUGACUUACUUGCACUGUGAUCCCCUUUGCUCCGCCCACUGUGACCUUGAACCCCAUGCACUGUGACCUCCCUCCUUCCCCCCCCUUCCCACUGUGAUUGGCACGUCUAUAAGGGCUGUCCCAAGUCAAUGGAAAGGGAAAGGGUGGGGGUUAGGGGAGGGUUGGGGGGACCCGCAAAGGACUCAGUAGAGAGUCAGACAGUGCCACUUGGCCACUUGGGGUAAAGCCAGUGCCAGCAAUAACAGUUUAUCAUGCUCAUUAAUUUUGGGAUUUCAAAACACAGAUGAGAACUCCCGCCACCCACCCCCAAGUGCAUGUCUUUCAUCACUUAAAAGCAAGUUCCAUUUGAAAAUAUCCUUUCUUUUUUUUUUUUUUUUCUCCUUCCUAUUUUUUGUUUGUUUAUACAAAUCUCUGAUUUGCAAGAAAAAGUGCAUGGGAGGGGUUUUAGCAGUUUAAUGAAUUUUUAAUUGAGAAAGGGUAGUUUGGUAGUCUACUUAAAAAUGUUUCUGGGAAAUUCACUAGAAACAUUAACCAAUAGGUUUUUGGUGAGCUUAGCUUCUGUAUUCCUACUGCCGCCCAGAAAAGGGGCAGGGCUCUGCAGCCCCCAGGACAGAUGAGCACCCCAUGCCUAUACCUCCCUCCCCCAGCUGAGUCCCAGGGGCAUCUUGGCCCUAUCUGAGACUGGGCUAGCUCUACAGGCUCAGAGAGCCUGGGGGAGGGUGCUAACCCCACCUCUAGUAUUCUGGGAGUUAGGGAAAGUGAACAGACUUCCCCUUCCCAUACCCCUCAGGGCGGUUUCCUGCCAGCCAGGCUUGCUCCUUCUAGAAGGGAGCAGGGACUGAGAUGCACUCCGAGCUCAGAAGUAAGGGGUGUGAGACUUGCUCCGUGUUUGGCUGUUAGCACAAGGAGAGCCAGGAGAGAGUGGCUCCAGGACUUUGCGCCUCCUGCCUAGUGUGCUCGGAAGGUGGAGAGAUCUUCCCACUCCGGAGGGUCUGUGAGCACCGUCUCUGCGGAUGGCACCAGCUCAGUAACCGUUCCUGGUACAUUUCCUUUGUGAAAUCACUACCUUGGGAGCAGACCAUUCUGAAUACAUUUGGGAAAAGGCAAGCUGUGCAUUGCAAAGAUUGGUGAUGACAGACUGGUUUCCCAUAAACCCAGGCGACCCUUCACCCAUUUUUCCGGAGCGGGGGCUUGGAAUGAAGUCAGUUUUCCCCCUCUGUCCCUGGAGCCUAGAGAUUUGCUUUGGCCCUUUAAGGUGGAAGAGGCUAAGAGGGCACUGCCCGGAGCAGCUGUGUGUGUGUACAAUCUGGGUCCUCUCAGGCUUUCUGGCCUCUUCGUUGCACUGCGCCUUAUCCCUCAGCCAGCCGGAUGGCCUCCCCGCUCAGUGGAUGAGUUUUGGAGUGGGCGGCAUGACGUUUUGUGAUUAGGGCAGCUUGUGGUGGCCAAGGUGGCAAGCACGGUUUUGCAGGCUCACUCCGCCUUUGGUUCACCUGGCUCUCAGCCCUGCCCUGUGGGAAUGUAGGCCGGGCCCAGCAAGCCCGCUGCACCUCCCGCUUAGGAAGGGCCGGCUGCCAGUCGAAGCAGCAGCUAGUCCAUAGCACAGCCUUAUAACCGUGAGAAGCCAGGAAAUUGUCCGCGAGCAGAGCUGGAACAGAACUUCAGUCAUGGAGAACCCACAGGGCGUUGGGUUGUGCCCACGGGCCGUUCUGAGGAGGGAUUCCCUCCGGGAGUGGGCAAGGGAGAAAGCUGGCUGCUGUCUUUGUAGUUCCCCUGCCCUGACCGAGUUUCCUCAUUCUAGAUGUAUAGUGUCCGUCCCUCAUGUAAUAGUGGUUUCUGGCCCAAGAUGAGACCGUCCUUUCAGUUGGAGACGGGCACAGAGGUAGGCCAGGUGGCACGGCCAGGAGUGCUGAUGCGCAGCCGUCGGGACCACCUGUUCUUGCCCACCCCUCCCCUAGUGGGAGCCAAUGGGAAGGCUGGCUGAUGGGCGUCUGUGGAUUGACGAUGGAGUAGGGACGGGUGUUCCCACCUCCCUCUGGCCAAAGAUGCGGCUCUGCCCGCUGUGUGCCUGCCACCAGCCACCAGCAGUCGUACCCUUGGCUUCCCAGAUGGAGAGGUGGCAGGCAAGAUUUUAAAAAGAAAGAAAAAAGUGAAAAUGAACUGUAUUGUGUUGGGGGGAGGCGGGAGGGGAGAUGGGAGAAUGGUUUGGAUUUUGUGUGUGGGUUGUUUCUGUUUUUUUUGUUUUGUUUUUUUGUUUUUGUUUUUUUGGUAGUUGUCUGUAACUUUCCUUAAGUGCUUUUUUUUUUUUUUAAUUUUUUUUUUUUUUUUUUUUUUUUAAAGUAAGCUGCAGGCUUUGGCUUGGAAAACCCCAGGGGGAUGGGGGGCAGGAACCUGAGGCUGCUGCCCCUUUAUCUGCCUUCAUGGUACUGUCCCCUUCCCCCAGCUCCUCCCUGACCCCGUGAGCCAGGCCUCAGACCUUCCAGCUAACCGCUUCCCAUGAGCCACUAUUCUGAUGUCAGCCUAUAACCAAAGGAGCUGGGGGUCCGGGCCUGGUGACCAACCCUUCUCAGCCCACUCAAUCAGGGUGCUCCCCACCUGCAGGCAGGAGGCAACACCCUAUCUGCUACCAUCAGCCCCUUCCAGAGCCCACUGCCCCGCCCUGCCCUGUCCAGCCCAGCCAUACCCUGCUCUGCCCCAUGUGGGGAUGCUCUGCUCAGGGAUGGGCCGGCAGGGCUGCCCCAGCCUCCCUGGUAAGCAGAGACUCUGGAAACCUCUGGGGUCCUGUUUUCUGGCCGUGUGAUCCCAGGGGUGCACAUGGGCCCCUUGGGUGUCUGAACAGAAGGGCAUGGGAGGAAGGGCCGCACCCCUGCAGUCCUGCUCUGCUGGUCUAGCGGGCAGCUGCCUACCCCACCCCACCCCGCACCGCGGGCUCCUGAGUCGGCAGAUUAAGCAUUUUAUAAAUUGUAUUUUAAAUACAUGUUUUAAACUUGUCA
Messenger RNA from Acinonyx jubatus (cheetah), 3614 nucleotides. It is a transcript of the gene SZRD1, whose product is annotated as SUZ RNA binding domain containing 1. The record is from RefSeq and is a predicted model, not a curated record. The transcript has 4 exons. NCBI's taxonomy places the organism in Eukaryota, Metazoa, Chordata, Mammalia, Carnivora, Felidae. The coding region runs from base 58 to 516 and encodes 152 amino acids.